AUGAAAGUAACACCAGAAUUAUUUAUAAAUGCUUUGGAAUAUUCAAGUAAGGAAAUCGUUGAAUAUUUAAUCAGAGUUUGUGGUCAAUAUAUAAAUAACCCGACCAAGGCUAAUAACGUAUUGGAUGCAUCAUUAUAUAGGGCAUCGAUUAAUAGAAACGGUGACUUGCUUUCAUAUAUUAUUGCAAAUCAUCCAUCAAUAUAUCCAUCAAGUCCAAGAUUUAUCAAUCAAAAUAUAGAGUUUACUUCUCAAGUUCCUGGUCCCCAGUAUUCAAAGUUAUCAUUAUCCGAAAAAAAGAUAUUGGUGGGGUUAAAGAGAGUUAUGCCAAUAACCCUUUCAAGUAAAAUUAAAACAUUAAAGAACCUAUCAUACGACGAACUUUUAUUUUUUAUUACCCAAGAGUACCACACAGUAUAUCAAAACACACAGGAUAAUCAACUUACCCAAAAAAUAAUGAACAUUGUUGACCGAAUGGAGAAUGAACAAGAAAAAAUUAAAGAAAUUAGAAAAAUCAUCGCUUUCAAACUAAAAAAUCACAAUCUUUUUUAUGAAUACUUUAUCCAAUAUAAUGACAUAUCAGAACUUAAUAAUGACCCAGGAUAUCCCUAUUUAAGUGCAUAUGCACUUUAUACAAAGAAUACAUUCAACUUGAAAGGUUUAGAGUUCUUUAUUUUUAAUCGUUCAUUGGUAUUCCGAUCAUAUGAUAUAACAGAAGAUACUGUAUCUCAAGAGACUCAAGAUUUUAUGAUAAACCCUCAAAAUAAAAAGAUAAUAAUUGACUUUUUCAAGCUAUAUUUCUCUCAAGAUUUUUUUAAGGCUUUUAGUUUUUUCCAAGAAUGUCAAUUUCUAAUUCACUCUCCACUCAUUUCAAUAGAUUUGCUAGAAUCCUGUAAAAACAUUCAAGGGUUCCCAGUAAAUUUUUUAAUAACACCAGAUCCCAAAGAAAUUAAACCAUUAGAGAAGCAAGUUUGGUAUAUAGAUUUUUGCACUGAAUUCGCACUAAGAAAAGUUGGCUUUAAUGACUUGAUUCAAGAUUUAAUUUGCACAAAUGAAUAUAUUGACUUUCUAUAUCAAAAUAAAAAUAGAAUUAAAGGUGUUCCCACAUUUAAUCUAGAUUCAGGAGAGCUAUUGCUUUAUUUUGUCUCAAAAUUUGAAUCCCAAUUUCCAGCAUCCAGCUAUAUAACUAUCAAACUGUAUCAAAAAGUAAUAGCCAACGCAGAUUUAAAAACAUUAAAAUAUAUAGAUAGAUUCUCAAUUAAUUUUCAAAAUAGUAUAAUUUUUUUACAAAAGGUUACAUGGGAACCAAUCAAGAUAUCAUCAUCAAAAGAAUCGGCAAUUGAAAUGUUUAAUUAUCUUUUAGAUUCAAAGUGUAUGGGUAUAAAUGACAAAAAUCUAUUUUUUUCAGUAAUCAAUUCGCUUUUAAUUAAAAUAUUUAAUGAUGAAGAUACCGAAAAAGAAGUUUGCAAUGAAGUCUCAAGUGUACAGAUUAAAGAAUAUGACUAUAGUAUUUUUGAAAAAGAAUCGUUUGAUAGCUUACUUCACUGUAUAUUAAAACUACAUGUUGGUGCUGUUAAAUAUUUAUUAGAUAGUCUUGUAAAAUCAAAUAAGGUCGAUGAUUUUAUCCAAGAAAACUCCUCAGAGCUUAUCGAUUUAAAAAUUAAAAAAAACUAUAUGAACCUCAAUUCUAUGGAAUCAUCAUUUUACGAUUUUAAAAAAAUAGUUACAAUUAUUUUUUUACUUUUAGAUAACCUUGAUAAAAAAUACCACAACGAUUUUAAUCCAGUCUUCAAUAUAUUAUACAAAUACCUUUUAUUUUCAAAUUGCUCAAUCGAAGAGGUUAAAUAUAUCAAAGAUGUAUUGUGUCAAUCCUCAAUUGUUUUAUCAAUUACAUCAUUUCAUAUUUUUCAUUAUUUUAAUAUAAAAUCACCAAAGCUUUUAUUAUAUUUUACCAAAAGAUUUAUAUCUAGUUUUCAAAUUUAUCCUCAAAUGAAAAGGAAGUUCAAGGAUGAUCUGGAAACAGUUGUAGACUCUACUUUUGCUGAAGAAAAUUUCAAUUUAGAGUUCAUUGCCAAUAAUACUUUUAAAACCCUUUAUCUAAUGCUAUCGUCAGAAUUUACCUUUCAAUCAAGAUACUCUUCAAUUCUCGAUCCUCAAUUUAAUGAAAUGAAUUAUUUGGUUAGUAUUGGAGCCUAUGAUGUUAUUUCAACUUUACUCUAUGGAUGCAAAGAUGUAACAUUAUUAUGCACUGAUAAAAAUGGGUUUGAAACAUACGACACCAUUACAUCUAUUUCAAACCAUCACUUAUUAAAAUCAUUCAUAGAAUUCCCAGAUCUUUCAAGUGGUAUAUUUAAAAGUGCUCUUGCAAAAUCAAAUCUAGAAAUUAUUCAAUACGUCCUACAAAAAUAUCCUCAUAUCAAAAUCGAUAUAUUAAUUCUAGAAAGAAUUGACUAUCAAGUUUUAGAAUUCAUUUUAUCGAAAAAUCUCCUAACUCAAGAGACUGCUCACAAAGUAUUCAUUAUUCAUUUUGAAAAAGCAAUACCCCAAGCUGAAUAUGAUUGUUAUAAGAACUUUGUCGAAAAGUUUGGUUUAAAACAAUUUUAUCCAAUAGAUACAAAUGGUGUUUACCCAGAAAGCUCAUUUUGUACAUAUCCUAACAGUUGCCACAAUAAUGGAUCAAUUAAUUUAUUUUUAGGUAGGGCAGGUAAUGAUGAUACUCCAAAAACAGGAGAAAAAGUAUUAAUUAAUGAUCUUGAAUGUUUUCCAUAUUUAUCAGAAAUUUUUGUAAAUGGAAUUGAGCCAUCUGAGGAGUUUAUUUACUAUAAAUACCCAACAGUUUCAAGAAUGACCAUUUCUUAUAAGAAUAUUAAUCAAUUUACACAAAAAUUACCAGACUAUGAUUAUAUCUAUAUUGACACUAAUGGACCCAUAACCUAUAUAAAGAUGUCUUAUUUAAAUGGUAUAAAAAACUUUUUUUUUAUGAGUAGUUUGGCAUUUCCAACUAUUGAAGUUGAUAGCGGAGCUUUUAAAACAAAUUUAAAGUAUUUUACAAUAAGUGCGAGUAAUUUACCAGACUUUUCCGGUUAUCAAUUCGAUAGAGCCGAAAUAAAUUUUGGUAAUGCUCUCAAUCCAACAGAUAUACUUACAAAUUUCCAAUACUUAAAUGCUACAAAUGUUCAAUUUUCAUUUAAAUCAACAGUUCCUUUUUAUCUUCAUUUAAACUCUUAUAUUAAAGCCAUGCGUCACUCUAUGGGUAUACUUCAAACACCAACUCAAUUCUACGAUAUGUCAAAUAUUGUCAAUUAUCAAUCUAUCGAAAUGGAAAAUGUUGGUGAAAAUUUCCUUUAUCAAAAUAAAAUUCCAUUUAAAGUUAGCCCAACAACAAAUCUUGCAAUUUCAUUUACCGAAGCUAAUACAUUACAAAUUUCCGUCGAAUUGCCCCCAGUUACUGAUGUUGGUUAUUUAAAAACUGCAAGAUAUACAAAUGGCUACUUAUCGGGAAAUUUACCAGAAUAUAAUGGUCAAGGUUCAGCAUUUAUUUAUGACAAUAACAAAUUAACAGGUACUAUACCUGAGUCAUGGUGCGGCACUAUUUUAUCUGUUGCGAAUAAUCAAUUAACAGGUUCUAUUCCAUCAUGCUUUUCUUGUUAUUUAGGUUCUACAGCUUAUUAUACUAGUGGAAUUUCGGGUCCAAACGGUAUUGCAUUUCAAUCUCAAAUGUAUGAUAGAUUUGCAGGGAGCUCUAAUACAUUUACAAAUUAUGAUAAAACUAUUCCAUGCACCACUUAUAAACCACAGGUUAAGUAUCAUAAUCAAACAACUUUUAUAAUUAGUGGUAUUGAUAUUGGUCUAAUUGAAUAUUAUUAUAUUGGUUCAGUUUCACCCGGCAACCAGUGUAGAUUUGUUCCAGAUGCAGUUAUUAGAUUUGGUUAUGAAUAUUAUUGUAAUCAAUUUUUAAAUCUUCAGAGAGGAAAUUAUUUCACACUAUUCAAUAUAGGAAAUAAUUUAAAUUAUAAUUUUGCUUUAGUCAGUAAACCACCAACUUUUACAUCAAUUAUAACAACUGAAAAUAAUAAAGUCUCUGCAGUUGGCACAUUCUUCUCAAGUUAUAUAGGUCAAUCAGUACAAACUAUAACUAUAGGAGGUACAGAUUGUCAAGUUACUAACACUGGGUUCACUAACUUUACUUGCAUCACAUCAGUUACAUUAUCAUCAGAAAAACAACUAGUUGUAAUAAAAAAUGAUAAUCAAACUAAAAAAGUAUUUGCAGUUUUCGAAAACAAUAGACUCAAUAAUAAACAAUGUCCAAAUGAUUGUGUAGGCUCACUGUCAGGAGAUGUUUGCGAUUUAAGCACUGGUCAUUGUGAGUGUGACAUUGGACUUGGUGGUGAGAAAUGCGAAUUCAGUCAACACUAUAUUACAUCGGUUAAUCCAUCGAAUGAAAAUGGUGGUGAAGCAAGCUUCUAUGGUAGCUUUGGUGAACAACACAACCAAUUAUCAGUUACAAUCGGAUCAAAAACAUGUCCAGUUACACACUCUUCAAAUAAUUUAAUUAGUUGCACUGCACCACCAGGUAAAGGUAUUCACAGUGUCAAUAUCACUCAAAACAAUAUUGUUUAUAUUGGUAAAGAUAUAUACAUUUAUUCAAAAGUACCACAAAACAUAUUCGAAUGUCCAAAGAACUGUUCAUCACAUGGUAAAUGUAAUACAUCAAAUGGUAACUGUGAAUGUUAUUUAGGAUAUACAUCAUUUGAUUGUGGAUCAAUAAUCGAAAGUGGAAAUAAAGAUAAUACAACAUCAAAUGUUGAUAACAGCACAGGUAUUGUAGAUAUUCAAAAUGAGAAAAUCAACUUUAAAAUCUACCUCAAAUCAUUAAAUGAGAUAGAUAUUAAUAAUAAUAUUGUCAAGAGUUACCCAUUGGUAUCAGAUUGGACUGUAAACAAAACACAAUCAAACAUCUAUACAUUCAAACAAUCACCAAACCAAGACGAAUUCAAUGUUAUAUCAACUAUCGAACAAAUUGAAAACGACAAAACAGUUUCAUUUGCAGGAAUCGACUUUUUACUCACCAACAACUCAAUUAAAUUCACAGUUUCAAUUAAAAACUAUAAAUAUUUAUCAUUCUUAAACACACUUCAACUCGAAAUGGAAUCAAACACAACCGAAUUAACCAAUGACCGUUGCAACAACAAAGAAACUCAAUUAGACACCGAAAGCCUCAAUAGUCAAUAUGAUCUCAGUUAUAUUAAACUUUCAAAGAAUAAUAUCGACUUUGUAGGUAGAUUCGUCAAUAAAGUAGUAUCAGACUCAAAACCAACAUUUUUUACUACUUCAUACACCAAGCUCGACGAUUCAGUAACCAUCACAUUACACUUACCACAUUGUGUCAAUGAAUGUUUAAUCGAUCCAGGUAUAUAUUAA
Messenger RNA from Dictyostelium purpureum, 5418 nucleotides. RefSeq lists its product as uncharacterized. The coding region runs from base 1 to 5418 and encodes 1805 amino acids. Lineage: Eukaryota; Evosea; Eumycetozoa; Dictyosteliales; Dictyosteliaceae. The transcript is spliced from 6 exons. The record is from RefSeq and is a predicted model, not a curated record.